Molecule: messenger RNA, 2380 nt
Organism: Sycon ciliatum
Lineage: Eukaryota; Metazoa; Porifera; Calcarea; Leucosolenida; Sycettidae
Product: flotillin-2a-like
Exons: 12
Coding region: 229-1527 (432 amino acids)
Biological process (GO): regulation of myoblast differentiation; protein localization to plasma membrane
Cellular component (GO): cytoplasmic vesicle; flotillin complex; plasma membrane
Source: RefSeq, a predicted model, not a curated record
AAUGUGCGGCUAGGUCAGGCUGUUCGAUCUUCUUGGCUUUUUUUGCUGGAAAAGACGGUGCUGCACUUUGAGCUUACGGUGGAGCUAGCUGUGUGUUUGUGCUGGGUGGUGGUGAUUUAGCUGUGGAAGACUGAGUUUUGAGAGAAGCACCAGCCAAACGAGUAGCCAGGUGGUGCUCCCCAGGAUCGACCACUAGCAAAAUCUGCCUGUCUCUACCCCACGCUCACCAUGGGUGCUAUUCACACGACCGGCCCGAACGAGGCAUUGGUACUUUCUGGUGGAUGCAUCGGCUCGCAGGAGAAGCGCAUGAUCGUCGGAGGCUAUGGCUGGUCUUGCCUGUGCUUCACCGACGUACAGCGGCUGUCCCUGGAGGUGAUGACGCUAAAUCCGAAAUGCGAGCAGGUGGAGACGGCGAAGGGCGUGGCGCUGACGGUAACGGGAGUAGCACAGGUAAAAGUCAUAACAGAACGUGAGCUGCUCUCCACGGCCUGCGAGCAGUUUCUCGGCAAGACGGUCAAGCAGAUUGAGAACAUCAUCCUGCAAACGCUGGAAGGUCACUUGCGUGCCAUCCUCGGUACACUGACUGUCGAGGAGAUCUAUCAGGACCGAGAGGUAUUUGCCAACAACGUACGUGAUGUAGCCUCACCCGAUGUCGGACGUAUGGGUAUUGAAAUUCUUAGCUUCACUAUCAAGGAUAUUACUGACAACGUAGAUUACCUCGACUCGCUGGGAAAAGCCCAGACUGCCGCAAUCAAGAGAGACGCGGCCAUCGGUGUUGCGGAGGCAGAGAGAGACGCCGGAAUCAAGAAAGCUGAAGCGGAGCGUGAACGCCUGGACGUCAAGUACUCUGCAGACACUGCCAUCGCCGACUCUCGCCGUGCCUUUGAACUCGCCAAGGCCAGCUAUGACCAGGAAGUCAACACAAAGAAAGCCGAUGCUGAGCUUGCUUACGAGCUAAACGCUGCCAAGAUGAAGCAGAAGAUCCGCUCGGAGGAGAUUGAAAUCGAGGUGGUGGAGCGUCGCAAGCUCAUUGACGUGGAGGAGCAGGAGAUUCUCCGAAAGGACAAGGAGCUCAUCUCCACCGUGCGUGCGCCUGCCGAGGCCGAGUCCUUCAAGGUGGAAACGCUGGCACAGGGCCGCAGUACGCAGAAGGUCUUGUCCGCGCAGGCAGAGGCUGAGAAAAUCAAGUGUAUUGGAAAGGCAGAGGCCUCUGCAAUCGAAGCCAUUGGUAAGGCCGAGGCAGAGAGGAUGAGACAGAAGGCAUCAGCAUACAAGCAGUACGGAGACGCCGCUAUGAUGCAGCUUGUGCUCGAGUCUCUACCCAAGAUUGCUGCUGAGGUGGCUGCACCUCUGGCCAAGACGGAGGAGAUCGUCAUGGUUAGCGGUGGAGCAGGUACGUCCGGUGGUCGUAUGACGUCGGAGGUCACGCAGCUCGUCAGUCAGCUGCCGCCCGCCGUUCAGGCCUUGACCGGGGUGGACCUGUCCAAGACCCUCGCCAAGAUUCCCGGUGCCGAAACUGUUCGCUAGAUGUUCGCUAGAUGCCUUUAACUACUGAGCGUCAUUGUCCUUGUCCGCUUGUCUUGUCUGCCGUCGGCCAGGAAACAGGCCUGUGUUCUCUCCCUGCUCGUCCACGGGUGUGUUUUCCGUACUGCAAGCUGCGGGCCCGUAUGCGCGUCUGCUUCGUCGACUCAGUUCGGUUUACAUUGCUCCAGUUUUCAAUACCAUGCACCACUAACACUUGCCGUACGUCGUCCGUACGCUACAUUGUUCGGCCGGAUGAGCUGAACGAAUGAUCCAGUUAAGGUUGUGUUUCGCUCUGGUGACUCUGUAGGCCGAUUUUAGUAUUCUCUCCCGGCGUCUAAUCUUGCAGUUUGUUCUCAAAGAGGUGCACCUGAGGACACGCUGUGCACAGUGUGUAGUAUUCUAGUAUAAUGGCCGCCACGCGCCGCGACAGUCACGGACUUCUUACCGACUUAACCCUAGUAUGUGUUCUCUGCCCGGUGCAGGAGAGCUGGGUCUUUUUCCUGUAUGACGCGUGCACUGUCAUGGUACGUGCUGUGCCGGGCUCCUAGCAAUAAGCGUUUCUUAGCAGCUUUCCGUUGGCAUUGCCGAUUUUCUCUCGGCUUCUUGCUCAAUGCCCUCUCCCCUCCCCUCUCAUUUAGGAAGUCUUACAGCGUUAUUGCCAUUUUAGCCUUGUUUGUUUUUGAAUUCCCACGCCCACAUGACUGUGCAGCUGUCUAUGCAUGUUUAGUCGAUAUGGGACUUUCUUAGAGAGAUCAACUGACUGAAUUCUAGCUAUGGGCUUUUUUCCUAGAGUAUCUUUAACUUCCGACACAGCGGCUGGUUGGUGCUGCUGUGCAAUACAGCUUUUGGUUACCGA